AUGGUUGGCGGCUCGUGCGCUCGCAGGUUGGCCCGCCGCUCGCGUUCCGCCUUGAUAGCGGCUCUCACCGUGCUGCUGGUCCAGACGCUGAUAGUGUGGAACUUCAGUAGCCUCGAUUCCGGGGAAGAACGGGAAAACGGCGGCGGUGGCGCGUCGAACAUGAGGGAGAAGAGAGACCGGGUCGGCGGCGGUGGCUACAAAGGCAGCAGCGAGUAUAUGAAGCGCGAGGUUCAGCUACAGCACCAUCCUCCACAAGGGAAAGGAACGGUUCGUCACAUACAGCAGCCGGAUGGCUACUAUUCCCACCGCCCCAAGGAGAAAGUCAGAGUGGACAGCAACAAUGAGAACUCUGUGCCCAAAGACUUUGAGAACAUAGACAAUAGUAACUUUGGCGCCCGUUCGCAGCCCCAGCGCCAGCCCCCAGGGGGCGCUAACAGUAACAAACACAGGGAGAGGCUGCAGGAGAAGGCCCAUGCCGAACAGGCAACCUGGAAGGAUAACGCUCCGAUUCUGAGCCAGAGCUCCAACGAGGUUCUCCAGUACGGACGAGCCGUAGCCCAGAAUGGCUCACUUCCUGUGGGCCCGAAAGCGGUUGGAGCCGGGGUGGGCUCCAGGAACCACCACAGCCGCUCUUCACAGCCACAGAGCCAGGGUCAGGCUCAGACUUACCCCCAGUCGCAGUCCCACCCCCCGACUCAACAUAGACACCAACACCAGCAUCAAACCAAGAAGCAGGCGACUGCGGCUCCAUUGGAGGUCGUUUACGACCAGCCGCCCAAGUGUGAGAUCAGUGGGAAGGAAGCCAUUUCGGCUCUGUCCAGAGCCAAGACCAAGGAGUGCCGGCAGCAGAUAGCUGAAGUGUACUGCAGACACAAGGAAGGUCAACUGAUGCCUGAGAAGGUCACCCGCUACUGUCCCAUAGAGGAUAAGGAUGAGCCCAGUAGUUACACGUGUACGACCUGCAAGCAUCCGUUCAGCAGUGCCUGGUUCCUGCUCCAGCACGCCCAGAACACCCACGGCUUCCGCAUCUAUCUGGAGAGCGAGCCAGGCAGCCCCCUCACCCCCAGGGUAGCCGCCCCGCCCGGGAUGGGGGGUGACUGCACCUCCCAGCCCCCCCUCCACGGUGUCCACCUGGCCGAUGGGAGCCCCUUCAGUCUGCUGAGAUUGCCUGGGUCCGGGUCUGGCCGGGAAGGGGCCACCUCUGUCCCCCACGAGGGGCGCUAUCCCCGGACGCCUCCUCUGUUUAGUCCGCCUCCACGGCACCACCUGAGCCCGGAGAACCUGGCGCUGGCCACCCAUCACCCGAGCGCCUUCGACAGGGUGAUGCGGCUCAACUCAGUGGUCCUGGACCCACCACCAGCCAUGGACUUCUCAAGGAGACUGCGGGAGCUGGCGGGUAACCCCACGGGGGCCUCCCCACCCCUGUCGCCCAACAAGCCCAGCCCUAUGCAACGGCUGCUGCAGCCCUUCCAGCCGGGCUCCAAGCCCCCCUUCUCAGCCACGCCUCCCCUCUCCACCUCCCAGUCGCCAUCGUCUGGCUUCCGCUCCACCCCCAACCCGGCCCAGCCUACCACGCCGCUCAAGGCCAAGUCGUGCGAGUUCUGCGGGAAGACCUUCAAGUUCCAGAGCAACCUGAUCGUGCACCGGCGCAGCCACACAGGAGAGAAGCCCUACAAAUGCCACCUGUGCAACCACGCCUGCACCCAGGCCAGCAAGCUGAAGCGCCACAUGAAGACGCACUCUCAGAAGAACUCCCUCAACGCCAAGUCGAAUGACGGCCUGUCCACCGCCAGCUCACCCGACCCAGGCACCAGCGACCUGGUGGGCAGCGCUACCAGCGCCCUCAAGUCCGUGGUGGCCAAGUUCAAGAGCGAGAACAACGGGCUGCUUGAGAAUGGUGAGGAGGAAGAGGAAGAAGAAGAGGAGGAGGAGGGAGAUGAAGAGGAAGAGGGAGAUGAGGAAGAUGAGGAGGAAGAGGAGGAAGAAGGAGAGGAGGCAGAGGAAGAGAUGGAGACUGAGGAAGGUGAGAAGAACGAUUAUCAUUUCAGCCUGCUGUUGGAAGGGGCCCGGCACCACCAGAACAGCCAGGCCCUCCACCCCCACUCCCAUCCCCACCGACGGAGCACUCCCCGGGACGCCUGUGAAGAGGACUUGGCCCUGGAGUCGGACCGGGCCGACGAGGUCUGUGGCACCACCCCAACGGCCAAUGGCCUGGGUCCUCUCUCUAAUGAGGCCCUGACCAGGAAACUCCUGAUGGGGAGCCCCGGGUCCCUCAGCACCAUGACCAAGCGUAUCAAGGUGGAGAAAGAACUGGAUCCUCCCACGCCCACCAUCCCCAACACAGAUAACGUCUACUCCCAGUGGCUGGCCGGCUAUGCCGCCUCCCGACAACUCAAGGACCCCUUACUCAGCUUUGGAGAGUACUCCACCAGACAAUCGCCCUUCGCCACAUCCUCUGAGCACUCCUCCGAGAACGGCAGCCUGCGCUACUCCACGCCUCCCGAGGAGCUGGAUGGCGGCUGCGGGGCCUCGGGCCACAGCGGGACGGGGAGUGGGGCCAGCACCCCCCACCUGUCAGGGAGUGGCGGGCGCCCCAGCUCCAAGGAUGGCAGCCGGCGGAGCGACACGUGCGAGUACUGCGGCAAGAUCUUCAAGAACUGCAGCAACCUGACAGUGCACCGGCGCAGCCACACGGGAGAGAGGCCCUACAAGUGCGACCUGUGCAGCUACGCCUGCGCCCAGAGCAGCAAGCUCACUCGCCACAUGAAGACCCACGGCCAGAUGGGCAAGGACGUUUAUAAAUGUGAAAUCUGCCACAUGCCUUUCAGUGUGUACAGCACUCUAGAGAAACACAUGAAGAAGUGGCACAGCGAUCAACCCAUGCCAACCAACCUGGAAAUUAAGACUGAGUAGGGGAGGCAGGGCAGCUCCCUGAUUCGCUGAAUCAUGGCAAAAGGUGGGGAGACUGACAGGGGUUAGACACCAGUCAAAAACCCUGUACCUUUGAAAAAGCUGAUCCAUAUUUGGGGCAAUACUAUUGCAUCGGACACAAAAACUUUUGAGCCUUUCUAUUGUGCAAUAAUUUACAUGUUUUGUACUUUUGUAACUGGACGGCAUGCUCAGUGUGUUUUGGCUACUUAGAUAAAAUUGUCCUUCAUUGGUUGGUUGUAAUUGUGUUGCUGUUGGUUGGUACUUUUGAUUUUAAAAAAAGAAAAAGAUUAGAGGAAG
Messenger RNA from Salvelinus namaycush (lake trout), 3228 nucleotides. RefSeq names its product B-cell lymphoma/leukemia 11A-like. Gene Ontology annotation, molecular function: RNA polymerase II cis-regulatory region sequence-specific DNA binding; DNA-binding transcription factor activity. The transcript has 3 exons. The record is from RefSeq and is a predicted model, not a curated record. NCBI's taxonomy places the organism in Eukaryota, Metazoa, Chordata, Actinopteri, Salmoniformes, Salmonidae. Gene Ontology annotation, biological process: negative regulation of dendrite development; regulation of transcription by RNA polymerase II. Gene Ontology annotation, cellular component: nucleus. The coding region runs from base 1 to 2913 and encodes 970 amino acids.